AUAAAAGAGUGCAGACAGUGGUGCUUCAUCGCACUGAACACAAUUAUCAGUCUUUGGACAAGAUCAGACGGGAAGCACCGAAAGGCUUGAAAUAAAAGGAUCAACCAUGUUUAGAUUUCUACUGCUUUUCCAGUUGAUUGUAUUUGUAAAAGCGCGAACGAGGUUUGAUUUUGAAGACGAAAUUUUUGAUGAUUUACUUAAGCAACAGUUGAACGAUCCAAAUCUGAAUCCUGGCUUUGAUCUCGACGCGUUUCGCCAAAAUCAACUUAAUUUACACAACUAUUAUCGAUCGCUACACGGAGUGCCUGCCAUGACUCUAAAUGAAACGUUAACAAGCCAGGCACAAUCAUAUGCAGAAUUAUUGGCGGAAAAAAAUAUAUUUGAGCAUUGUGCAGAUGACAAGAAGGAUGAUAUUAAUAAUGAAGUUAGCAGCUGUGAGGAAAAGGGAACAUGUUGCUAUGGAGCUGGAGAGAAUUUAGCAACGGCGUUUGGUAGUACACGAGCUGAAACAAACGCCACCAAAAACUGGUACGAUGAAAUCUGGGAUUACAAUUUCUGUUUUGACCGAGGUGAUAGCUCAGAGUCUAAGAAAAGACCAGGUCACGAGGACAAAGAUAUUGGCCAUUUUACGCAGGUUGUAUGGAAAGACUCACUUCAACUCGGCAUUGGUUACGCUCGAAGUGCGGACCGUACAAAGGUUUACGUUGUCGCUCGUUACACACCUCCCGGAAAUUUCAUUGAUGAUGGACAGCACACGGAGAAUGUCAAAGUUCCCGGUUAUAUUCUGGAUACUUUCCAAAAUAAUUGCGAUGGUGUGAACGGAUCGCUCUCAGACUGGAUGGAUCCGGGACCGUGUACUAGAAGUUGUGGAGGUGGAAUUAAAUUUCGUACAAAAACGUGUACAAAUCCCAAACCUUCGCUGAAUGGAAGAGAUUGCGAGGGACCCACAAAGGAGCUUGCUGCUAGAGAAUGGUGUAAUACUCAUCCGUGUUCUGAAACCACGCAUCAUCGUGACCAGCAAUGCCUUGCUCGUGGGUAUACAACUGGCAGACACCACAUUUUCCCCAAUGAACAGUGCAAUCUAUUAUGCUUUGUCGAGGGAAGCAACCUUCUUUCUCGUGCUGGUCAUGUUGAUGAUGGUACACAUUGUGAUGGAGGCAGUGGAGCAUGUGUGAGUGGUAUUUGUCUGGAUAUGCCUGAGUAUGUCCCUGGUACCGCACCCCCAUCCACAACAGCCCUGCCUACCACACUAGCACCUGAAACAACCACACCAGAACCACCUACCACUCCCGAACCAGAAACUACCACACCAGAACCAUCAACGCCUCCUGAACCAGAAACCACCACCACUGAACCAGAAACCACCACCACUGAACCAGAAACCACCACAACAGAACCACCAACUCCUCCUGAACCAGAAACCACUACAACAGAACCAGAAACCACCACAACAGAACCAGAAACCACCACACCAGAACCAGAAACCACCACAACAGAACCACCAACUCCUCCUGAACCAGAAACCACUACAACAGAACCAGAAACCACUACAACAGAACCAGAAACCACCACAACAGAAACCACUACACCUGAACCAGAAACCACCACAACAGAACCACCAACUCCUCCUGAACCAGAAACCACCACACCAGAACCAGAAACCACCACACCAGAACCAGAAACCACCACAACAGAACCACCAACUCCUCCUGAACCAGAAACCACUACAACAGAACCAGAAACCACCACAACAGAAACCACUACACCUGAACCAGAAACCACCACAACAGAACCACCAACUCCUCCUGAACCAGAAACCACCACAACAGAACCAGAAACCACCACAACAGAACCACCUACAACUCCAAUGACCACUCCAUCACCAAUUAAAAGUGAAAUAGCCCGCGGCUUGCUUCGUUAUCGUGCUAGACCCCGCCUGUUAUUCACUGUUCCAAGCGGAGCUUCACAAAUCCAGUUUGCCAAGUUUAAGAGGACAGGGAGCCGAAUCAAUCGAGGAGUUCGUUUUUUUUUCCGCUUAUUAAAGGAAAAUGGUGAAGUUAAAAGCUAUCGAUUAACGCUCUUUAAUCGACGUGUUCUCUCGAGAUAUACCGUACCGGCUGGAUGUGAACUGAAGUUUUAUGCCUUUACCAGACGUUGCUUCAGAAUACGUAUACGAACACGUGGAGGUAGAUUUAGACGGAUUUGUCGUCGUGUACCCUUUUUGGUACGCUUGACAUACCGUAAGCCUUAAAUAAACAUCCCAGUGUUUGCUUCAUUCGUGGUACAACAAAGCACAAAUAUUAACUUCACAAGAUGGCGAUGCCGUUCUUUAACUUCUUUUCUAAUAUUCAGCAAGUUAAUCAUUAUAAGUUUAUAACCAAAUAUCCACAUGUAUUAAUACCACGAUUGUUGUAUUUUAUCUUGUCUACGACGUUUUUUCACGAUAUUUUGAAAAAUAAACUCUUAAUAACACAUUG
Molecule: messenger RNA, 2477 nt
Organism: Dendronephthya gigantea
Lineage: Eukaryota; Metazoa; Cnidaria; Anthozoa; Malacalcyonacea; Nephtheidae
Exons: 12
Coding region: 107-2251 (714 amino acids)
Cellular component (GO): extracellular region
Source: RefSeq, a predicted model, not a curated record